Messenger RNA from Salpingoeca rosetta, 1363 nucleotides. RefSeq lists its product as uncharacterized. The record is from RefSeq and is a predicted model, not a curated record. The transcript has 9 exons. NCBI's taxonomy places the organism in Eukaryota, Choanoflagellata, Craspedida, Salpingoecidae. Gene Ontology annotation, molecular function: protein binding; 6-phosphogluconolactonase activity. Bases 60 to 1169 code for a protein of 369 amino acids.
AACGAACACAACACAAAAAAAAAGGAGGGAGGACAGCAGUGGAAAACACAAGCAAGCAGAUGGCUGAUGAGUUGUUGGUGGCUGUUGGGUGUGGCACUGGCCAUGUGCAUGUGGUUGGCUGCAGCCAAAAGGGUGCAGACGCCAAGUUGGCGUUGAAGGCGUCUACCCUCCUCGCAAAGCGGCCCAUGUUUGCUGCGCCCCUGGAUUCCACCCACAUGAUCACAGUGAGCCAGCAGCUGAGCGACGACGACACAACGCAAGGAGCCUUGCUGUCUGUUGCCUUUGAUGAAGAAUCUGGUGCAACUCGGGAACUCUGCAGAGUUCCAACCGGCGGAAAGGGCCCAUGUCAUGUGAGCGUCUCGCCGAACCACCGGUGGUGCUUUGUCACCAACUACGAAACAGGACACAUCUCGUGCUGUGGACUGGACAAGGCAACGUUCAAGCUCACCGCGCCACUGUGUACCGUCCGCCAAGGCCCAGAUGAUUACACCGGCAAGGGGCGGCAGGACGGGUCGCACCCGCAUCAGGCAGUGGCCUCAAGGGACAGCGCACACGUGUACAUCUGUGAUCUUGGCACCGACUCUGUCAACAGGUUUAAGGUCAGCGAGGAAGGACAACUUGUGUUUGUUGAUGCGCUCCAAGUUCGACCUGGAGCAGGACCGAGGCAUCUCGCAUUCCAUCCGACGCUGCCUGUUGCCUACGUCCUGCAUGAGCUUGACAACGGCGUGACUGUUGCUGCUGUUACUCCCGAUGGCCGCCUCACCAUUGCACAGGUGGUUGACGCGUGUGUUCCUGGCGACUACGACGCGCCGCCGCCGUUUGAGUUUUACACCGCCAACAACCACGCGGCGGAGGUCGUCGUAUCUGCCGAUGGAAACAUCGUCAUCUGCACAAACAGAGGUCACGAUUCGCUGGCAAUCUUCCACGUCAACCAAGGCACCGGCCAGCUGUCUCUGACUAGCCACGUAUUUACGAAAGGUGCAUUGCCGUGGCAUGCCGCUUUUGUCACGCAAGAUCUGCUCGCCGUCACAACCCAGUUCGACAAAGGCCUGAAAGGUGGCGGGUUCCUUGAACUGUACCGUCUGCAGCAGGAUGGCGGCGAUCAGACCACGCUCCGCUUUGUUGAUGCGUUGCCCAUUGAGGAGCCGCUGUGCGCGGUCCCGCUGUGACCUCCACCCACUUUUUCAUCACCCUCACCCACUCACCCUCACCCACUCACACCCACACCCACACCCACUCACACCCACACACACACACACACACGCGUGAAUGCAUACGUAUAAGCUGAUGGAAUUUGGGGGGGGGGGGGAUUUUACUCAACGAUACGAUACAAAGGGCCUCGGAACAGCCGGGCAACACGUAG